Etheostoma spectabile (orangethroat darter) is the source of this 5409-nucleotide messenger RNA. RefSeq names its product cell adhesion molecule 1b (gene cadm1b). The transcript is spliced from 13 exons. Gene Ontology annotation, biological process: homophilic cell-cell adhesion; cell recognition; susceptibility to natural killer cell mediated cytotoxicity. Gene Ontology annotation, molecular function: signaling receptor binding. The record is from RefSeq and is a predicted model, not a curated record. Bases 103 to 1602 code for a protein of 499 amino acids. NCBI's taxonomy places the organism in Eukaryota, Metazoa, Chordata, Actinopteri, Perciformes, Percidae. Gene Ontology annotation, cellular component: neuron projection; synapse; plasma membrane.
CUCCCUGCUUAAGCCCUCCCUCCGCCUCUCAUGUGUCUACAUUUUCAUCCCAUGGCCGUCUCUAGGUGAUUUAGCGCCGCCAGUCUCAAGCAGGUGUCCAACAUGGCGAUCACGGGGAGCGGAUCUCUCGCUAUUUCUCUCUCGGCUUUCGUGAUUUUAGCGGCGUUUCUUCUGAAAGGAGCUGCUGAAACCGUGACAGUCGAAGGUCAGAACCUGGCGACCGACAAUGUGUCGGUGAUCGAGGGGGAAACGGCCACCAUCAGCUGCAGAGUGAAGAACAACGACGACUCCGUCAUCCAGCUGCUCAAUCCCAACAGACAGACCAUCUACUUCAAAGACGUCAGACAAGGGCUCAGCCACCUCCGUGUUUGCUUGUCACAUCGGAGGCGAAAGACUGUCAAACUCUGGCAGCUUGAGUGUAAUUUGGCCGCUGCUGCAUGUGAAGUGUUCCUCGUAAAUGGAUCUAGUGAACCCCAUGGCAGCACUAUUGCAGACUCUGUUCCUAAAAGACUGCUGGUUGUGUGGGGACCCCCCUCAGACAGUGGCAUUGUUGCCUGUCAACAGGGCCGCUCGACACAGUGGCAGAUCUUUGUCUACAGCUUAAAGGACACCCGGGUUCCAGUGGUGAAUUUCUCACAACGAAUGCGGGGUCUCUGCCCAAUUGUCACCUCCGUGGGGGAGCCUAGGGUGCCACUCUACACAAUCCUCCUCGGAAGUCGCAGACUCACUGUCCUGGUCCCGCCAGGCAACCCAAUCAUCGAGAGCCGCGAGGAUGUGGUCAGCGAGGGGAACGAGACGGAGCUCACCUGCACAGCCAUGGGCAGCAAGCCAGCUGCCUCCAUCAGAUGGAUGAAAGGGGAGGAAGAACUGACAGGGGAGACAACCGUUGAAGAGAUGUACGACAGGAUGUUUACUGUCACCAGCCAAGUAAGAUUUUCUGUCACUAAAGAGGAUGAUGGAGUGCCAGUGGACUGCAUCAUUGACCACCCUGCUGUAAAGGACCUCCUGGCUCAAAGACACUUGGAAGUGCAAUAUAAACCAGAAGUGAAGAUUGUGGUGACAUAUCCUGAUGGUUUAACCAGAGAGGGUGACAAUCUAGAUUUGACAUGUAUCGCAGAAGGAAAACCACGUCCCCACCAGAUCAACUGGCUGAGAGUAGAUGAGGAUGUGCCGCCUCACGCCGUGGUCACCGGCUCUGAUCUGUACAUCGAGAACCUCAACAAGUCCUACAACGGCACCUAUCGCUGCGUGGCAUCCAAUACUGUGGGAGAGGCCUACGACGACUACCUCCUUUAUGUAUAUGAUGCUCCCACUACUAUCCCCACACCCACCACCAACCCCGUCAACACGCAAGACUCGAGAGCCAGCGAUGGAGCACCGGCCAAAAUUGACCAUGCAGUCAUUGGAGGUGUGGUUGCCGUGGUGAUGUUUGCCAUCCUCUGUGCACUCAUUGUGCUUGGUCGAUACUUUGCCAGACACAAAGGAACUUACUUCACACACGAAGCCAAAGGGGCGGACGACGCAGCCGACGCAGACACGGCCAUCAUCAAUGCGGAGGGCGGACACAACAACACAGACGAGAAGAAGGAGUACUAUAUCUAAACUGGACAGGCCAGGAGAGACGGGUGGGGAUGCUGAUGGAGGUGGUGCUGAAGGAGCAUUAUGUCUAACUCGGAUUGGUCACGAGAAGGCUUGGGGGCGGGGAGGGCGAGAUUUAAAGAGAAGAAAGUUGAAAGUAGGACUGGCAUGGCCAAGUGGUAAGAAGCGGUGUUACUGAGUCUCCUAUCCGACCCUUUCUGGACUGCCGGGGCCUAUUCUGUACAGUUCAGUUAUUUUACAGACAAUUUUGUGCCUUGUUCUAUUUCUUUUCUUGAUUUUGUUGUUCCCCCCCCCCCCCCCCCCACUUCACAUGCUUCUUGGAUUGUUUUUUUUUCCUUCAAUGUACUCCCCCUGAUCCUUUGUUGCAUUUGGCUUUCGGGGAUUAAAUGGGCCUGGUGUUUGUCUAUGUGUGCUGCAGGUAGCUUUUAGCUCAUGUACCCAGAUCUAAAGGAGCCAGCUCAUACACACUUUCUUUUUUUGUCGUUGUUGAGUAAUCUCCAGACUUCAGUAACCGGAACACAGUGUCAAUACAUUUCCCCCUGCUGGGUCCAACGGCCUCUUCGAAAUCCAAAUCACGGAUUUUCUGCGCAGAUUUCGCUCAACCCCCUUCUUUUGAGGUCAGGUUUACUGUGUUGAUUACUAAUGUAAACAGUUGUGGGCAAUCAUGCUCAUCGUAUAACGUAUUUGUUCCUGAAAGUGAAGUACGAGUGCUGUUACAGUAAGUCCCAUCAAAGACAUCAUCAAACAAAAAACCGAAAAGUACAACUGGAAAAACCUGACAAUUAGUAGACGUGAGGUCAGUUUAGUAUUUCUUUAGGGGUAUUGUGGAGUCCUAACAGCUGUCUUACAGUGUGUGCCAUGAUAUAGAAUCUGAAUUUCUUUUUUUCAAACUCUGUAUCAGUUUUUUUUUCCUGCUGAUUAAUAGGACAGCAGGAAAUAGAGGAAAACAUUUACCGUCAUCUGCUUUCUUUUGUUUUUUGUUGUUGUCGUUCGCUAAACAACUGGUUCUGAAAAAUCUUAAAAUAGGAAAAGUUUGACAUUUUAGGAAAUACUCUUAUUUGCUUUCUUGGCCUGUGUGAGCGAGGAGAAUCAAUGCCACUUUCAUGUCUGAGAGAGGCAUUGAUCCUUCCCGCAAUCUUCUAAUCUAACACUAGAGAAAGCAAAUAAGUGAAUUCCCCAAAAUGUCGAACUACUCCUUUAAAAAAAAACAUUGUCUCCUUCUAGAGUGAUUUUGGUAGCUAUUUUUGUCAAAAUUACUUUUCUUUUUAUCCUUUUGAUGGUUGGACCAAAAACAUGGCUAAAAUGUCUAAUAAGUACAGAGCCAAAAGAUUAUCUGCUGGUAGACAUUAUGUGGGUUUUAGGGUCAGACUGUACUUUGAGUAUAUAGGAAAUACACUCUGUUGUACCUACAAGAGCAACCCUUCCUCUGCAUUGAUCAUAGAAACCUAUUUAAAAUGUAUAAUUUGUCGGAUAUUGAUCCAGCCUGCUGUGUGUUUUUGGUUUAAAACAUACACAUUCUUCACAUUUUGAUACCAACCACACGGUCAACCCUGGACCAAAUAUAAUAACUAGCAAGUGUGUGCAUAGUAUAUACAGUGAAUAUUACUUGUAUACAGCGAAGGCUGAAAGUCCACUGUGCAGAGUGCUCCUCUCUAAAUAAUUAUUUUUUUCAUCUGCUAAUUCGUACAUUGACCAUUUAAUGGGAAAUGUCUCCAAAGCCUUGGUUUAUUUUAUUUGUCAAGGUUUCAUUUUUUUGAUUUGAUUGUACUGUGUUAAAAAGGGAAGUAACAUUGUAAUACUUCAAUAGCAAAGUUUCCUUUCAGUGAUGUAUAAGUUGUCAAACUAUGUACACAUGAAUACGCGUAGCAAGUGGUUUUCCUGGCCUUAAAAAUCCUUGCUAUACAAAACGUUCUUGCCCUUGCCCAUACUCAUAGUAUAAAAAGACAUUCAAUCACUGCAAACAUGAUUCAGUUAUAUAUCCUUGCUGUCUGUAAAGACAUUUUACCUUUGGGCAGUCUUUGAUAACUUGUAAGGACUCUUGUCCUCACAAGUUAUCAAAGAUGUGCAUAGAGCUUUAGACUUGGUUUGGGAAAGAUCCUUUCUUACCGCCAUCCUGCAGCCUCAAACCUUCACACAGCAGCCGUCUACUGUUACAAAUUACCCCCCCCACUCACACUAUCACAAAUCAUAGGAUCCUGUGCCCGCAGACAGAGACGCAGUGUGCACACCAUGCAUGCUUUAUGCCUCUGAGUCGGUCACAGCUAGAAGAGUAAAAUCCUGUUCGGUAAUUAGUGAGUGAUUUCAUUGCAUUGCCUGAAUUAGAAAAAGAAAAGAAAAAAAUGUAUAUGUAAUAUGAAAAAAGGAUAACCACUGCCUUAAACCCACCUCUUGAUACUUAUCAUUAUAUAUUAUAGGAGAAGACUGAAGGACUUAAUUUAGUGCCUUCUUUGAUUUUGAGGCAUAUGGUUAGUAUCGUACAGUAUCCUCGUGUACACUCUUACAGUCUAUAUUGUAUAUUUCUGUCCUUUCUAACUUGCAGGGCCAACGCUCAUCCAGGUCUGUCUGUAUUCACGCCCCAUAGACUUGCAUCAGGACUACGACCUGGAGCAUAAAAAAAGAUGAAAUGCGUAUAAAAACACAGUAUUUCUUUGUUUAUCAGGGUGGUUUGGCAGCUUCCACUGACUAGAAUGUCGUAUGCCAGGACGUAGUAUUUAUUGUCGUAAUUUGUGAUCGCAAAACAAUUUCAAUUUGGUCAUAAUUAUUUUCUCUGCUUCACUUCGUUUGUUAUUUAUUUGGAUAUCGUCAAGGACAAGGCUCGCUAGUAAUGUCACAGAGGAAUGAAGUACUAGAAGCUGUAAUAUGCUUCAAUAAAAAGGAUAUUUUUUCCGGAUUUUAGAGUUGUGGUGUCAUGGAAACAGUUAGGCUAUGUGCAUGAAUUAUUUCAUUUUGAGGUUUGAUAUUUAUCUUCAAUGGUUCUAAAAAAACGACUUGCGUUUAAUCGAGGAACAGAUUGUCGGAAGCAUCAUUCUAAUCCAAUUGUGUUCAUUUGUUUUACAUAUUUGAUAUUUAGUACAGUAUGUUUGUUUUCACUCUCUCAGGUUCACGAGUGUUAAUAGUUGUGUUUUUUUGCAUCUCAGGUAGAAUGCAAAUGAAAGGCCCCGAGUAUAUACUGUAGUACCACAGCUAUUCAAACAGUGAAGAAAUCACAAGAUGUACAUGUUUUUUUGUCAUUUGUACAUGUUUAUGUGUUCUUAAUAUGGUGCACUGUUACAGUAAACGUAUUACUUUGCAUAGACCUAGUUCACAAAGAAACUAGAUUUGUUAAGCAGACCAACAUGAUGUACAGUCAGUGUCAAAUUCACGAUGACAUUCAUGAAACUUCUUCUUCUACCACCUUAACACUUUGCUCAUACAGUAUCGGUUAUUUAGUAAUUUAGUAACAGUCAAUCAAUGCUUGCAUUCACUCAAUCCAUGCAUACAUUUUCAUAGAUGAAAAGAUGAUGUAUUUACUGUGACAUAACAGGUUUAUGAAUGAUCUGUAACAUGUCUUGGAUAUUUGGAUGAAACUCAUGUUUAAAGCCUGGGGGGGGGGAAUGGUUUGGUUGUUUUAUUACUCCCCCCAAAAUAGCUUUUAAAAUUUCUCUUGUUACCCGGUUGAUUUUUUUUUUCCUUCUUUCUUUUGUGCAGUGAAGAGGAUGUUUUUCAUUUGACCAUGCAUAUUUUGUAUUGGUUCACACCAACAUUUUUACAAAAGAUUAAAAAAAACAAAUUCAGAAGAGUACUUGUCUUAAUAAAAAAGAUAUCAAUGUU